CAUGAGCGUUCUCGGUGCUCUCUUCGGCGGUGUUGGUCUCGCUACCCGUGGUGGUGGUCAGCCCAAGCCUGCCACCCCUCCCAUCCAGGCUUCCUCCAAGGAUGAGGAGACCUUCAUCCAGGACUUCUUGAAACAAGUGAACGGAGACGAGAAAAAGAAAGACCAUUAGAAUACCGCGUUAAUACGGGAAUCGGUCGAGGACAAACAACCUAAUUGAAGAUGCUCGAUGCAUGAUAUCCAUGACCGAAUGGGUCGUUGGUCAGGGUGGUCUGGAUUCUACCCUGACGGGCUCGGGCAGUGUGUCCUUGAAUUCUUGCCUGCUGGGACGGUUUGGCGGUUCCACGGGAGGUGUGAAUCUGUACAUAUAGAGUAUACACCGUGAACGUUUGUUCUCUAACUUUGCCGUGUCUGGAACUGGUAAAAUCUUUACAACAGGUGCAUAUUGGUGUAGAAGUAAGCAUGCGUGUAACAGCCAACAGGUCACUACAACCAAGAUUAUCGAAUACUGACUGGGAAUAAACACCACUGGCC
This is a messenger RNA of Aspergillus vadensis CBS 113365, 531 nucleotides long. Its product is annotated as ATP19 family protein. Gene Ontology annotation, biological process: proton motive force-driven ATP synthesis. The record is from RefSeq and is a predicted model, not a curated record. The annotation marks the transcript as partial. The transcript has 2 exons. Lineage: Eukaryota; Fungi; Ascomycota; Eurotiomycetes; Eurotiales; Aspergillaceae.